Archocentrus centrarchus (flier cichlid) is the source of this 1331-nucleotide messenger RNA. RefSeq names its product dCTP pyrophosphatase 1 (gene dctpp1). Gene Ontology annotation, cellular component: cytosol. The transcript has a single exon. Gene Ontology annotation, molecular function: dCTP diphosphatase activity. Gene Ontology annotation, biological process: dCTP catabolic process; DNA protection. Lineage: Eukaryota; Metazoa; Chordata; Actinopteri; Cichliformes; Cichlidae. The coding region runs from base 121 to 609 and encodes 162 amino acids. The record is from RefSeq and is a predicted model, not a curated record.
GCUUUUCCAGUUUCCGACUACAGAGGCGUAAUUUCCGUUUUGAGAACUGGCGGGACUUCUUCACAUGGUAGGAGAGCUGCAGGUUGUUUACGGACGUCAAAGCUUGUUUAAACCCACACAAUGAUGGCAACAAACGGAGAGGAUGCACAUACAGCUGCGGUAAACGGAGCUGAAGCGGAGGCAUCGCCCCAGUCGAAGCUGCAGAAUGGAGGAACAGCGGCGCGGCCACAGAGGUUCACCUUCAGCACCGAGCCCUCCAUCGAGGAUAUCCGGCGCAUGCAGGCCGAGUUCACGGACGAGCGGGACUGGAACCAGUUCCACCAACCCCGCAACCUUCUGCUGGCCAUGGUCGGGGAGGUGGGCGAGGUGGCAGAGCUCUUCCAGUGGAAGGGAGAGGUGGCCGAGGGCCUGCCGGACUGGACCGAGACAGAGCGGGAGCAGCUGGCGCAUGAACUCAGCGACGUGUUGAUCUACCUCGUGGAGCUGGCAGAGAAGUGUCGAGUGGACUUGCCAAAAGCAGUGCUCCGCAAAAUGGCUCUAAACCGACUGAAAUACCCCGCCAGCAAAGUGCAGGGGUCGGCCAAAAAGUACACAGAGUAUAAAGACUGAUUGAAGAGGAGAGCGAGGGGAGUGUGGUUGCAAUGACCGCUGGAAGACCUGCAAACGCUGAACAGCAUAGCUGGGUUUAAAAGGCAUUUUUGGGGUUGCAUGUUACACAACCACGAAAACGCUGUUUUCUAUUAGUCGCCUAGACUUGAGGAAUAUCUAUGCUUUUACUGAAGUUAACUUUUAAAUCCUAAUUUUUAGUCUGAGCUUUGCCGUGCCUCGGUCAGUUUAAGGUAUGACUGUUGUGCAAUGCCUUUGGGGAAUUAUUAGGAAGAAGAUACUUGUCACUGCACAUUUUAACUUAUUUGCCUUUGCUCCGGUAUGAGUGUGUGACAGCAGAUCUUAGGCAGAUGGUUAUUUUUUUUUUUAUACCAGUGUAGAAUGGAGAGAUGCAAAAAUAAUAACCUAAAGUUUUUUGUUUGUUUGUUUCUGUCCAGAUCUAUCUGUAUUUUCUGCCCGUUUUGGAUGUUUUAUCACACACUACUGUUAUUCUUUCAGAAGUAAAAGUUGCAUGAGUCUGUGUGGUGUGUUUCAGCUUUUUUAUUUUUAAAGGAGACUGCUUUGCUAACCUGUUCUCAGUUGCAAUUGAGUCAGCUUUCUUUUACCUUGAUCAGUGUAAGGAUAUUUUGAUUUUGUUCAAUCUGAUUUAAUCAAAUGACAGCUCAGCUUUUGAUGUCCAUUUUGUUGGCUGAUUUUUUUUUGAAUAAAUUUUCUUUAUUCAAUGG